Messenger RNA from Drosophila pseudoobscura, 6373 nucleotides. RefSeq lists its product as uncharacterized. Lineage: Eukaryota; Metazoa; Arthropoda; Insecta; Diptera; Drosophilidae. The transcript has 3 exons. The record is from RefSeq and is a predicted model, not a curated record. Bases 123 to 6284 code for a protein of 2053 amino acids.
UAGUUCGAGUCAGCAUGCCAAAGUAGACAUAGGGGUCGCCCUAAAAAAAAAAACGAAAAUCAUAUAUUUUUGUAAAAAUCGUUCUCGUUUCUCUCAAGCUACUUCAAGAAAAGUAUAUAUAAAUGGAGAGAAAUCACAAGAAGGGCGGCCGCAUUCUGGUCGAGCGACAGCAACGCUUAUCGAUGCAGAACGGAAAUUGCUUCUACAUUAGAAACACGCAGACCCAGGUGCGUGAGGUCUUAUUUCGCACAGCGGACAAUUUGGGAGUGGAUCGAGGAUCCCUCAUCAAGGUCCCAGACAGAGAGACCCAGGCUCGAGAGCGCCAGCACAUGACCCAGCUGAACAGGCGGAUCAAGUAUGAAAUAGACCAGCUUAAGUUCUUACGCCGCAAUAUUAUACAAAACCCCGUCGAGUACAAAGCUUCAGAGUCGUAUAUGGAGCUGCACGAUAAGGAGUUCUCCGCGGAAGAGUCGUCGGAUGAGGGCCAAUCCUGUGACACUGGUGACCAGCGAAUAAUACAGACCCUGAGCUGUACAACCGUGUUACACACAAACAAGAGGUGCAAACGUGCUGAAGGUGGCUGCAAUUACAUACCCCGGCAGAGGAACAAGUGUCGCGACCUGGAGCCGCGAUCUGUACAUCAGUGUGAUUAUGGAAACAGCUCAGGAUGUGUCGCCUGUUUUGCCGGUGCGCAGCAACAUUUUCAAGACGAUAACAACGACGCAUGCUGCACGCUGCAGCCAAGUGUAGAGUCGUAUAUGGAGCUGCACGAUAAGGAAUUCUCCGCGGAAGAGUCGUCGGAUGAGAGCCAAUCCUGUGACACUGGUGACCAGCGAAUAAUACAGACCCUGAGCUGUACAACCGUGUCCCACACAAACAAGAGGUACAAACGAGCUGAAGGUGGCUGCAAUUACAUACCCCGGCAGAGGAACAAGUGCCGCGACCUGGAGCCGCGGUCUGUAUAUCAGUGUGAUUAUGGAAACAGCUCAAGAUGUAUCGCCUAUUUUGCCGAUGCGCAGCAACAGUUUCAAGACGAUAGCAACUACGCAUGCUGCAGGCUGCGGCCAAGUGUACCCAUACCUGUAGUGCCCAGUCCGUGCUGUCAGUAUCAGCCGAGCUGGGCGUGUGUCUUACCGGCUCCGUUCAAUCCGCGAACGACGACCGACUUGAACACUGAGGACUUCUGUCGCAGUUGGUGUGCCUGCGUCAUGCCCGACCGUGCUCAAAAACUAAAGCAUAGGAGCCACCGAGCUUCGGAGGACCCAUCCCGGUCGAAGAGCCGGAGCUCCUCAAAAGGUAGCAGAGCGGUGGAUGAAAAGAUACGCAGUAAGCUGAAGAAGAGCGGAGCCGCAAUCGACACCUCCUCGCUGGACCAGUACAAUGUCGAGAGUCACGAGAAGCUUCUGAAGGUCACAAUGCGGAAGGAAUCCAAGUCAAAAUCAUCCACACGCAGGCGGGGAUCCAAGUCCCAGGCAGUAGUGGGAAAACUCAAAACAGAAGGGAAGGAAAUAGACGAGCAAGCGGAUAACACCACCAAGGGCCAAAAGUUCUUCGAAUACAUGGACAAGUACGAGAACGAAAACGAAAACGGCGAGGCCGGAAGUGAACAGGGAAAAGCAGGCGAGGGAUCCCAGCUGGAAUCGAAUCCCACCUACACUAGAAUCCCACAUAUAAAGCGGGAGCCCGGGGAAUCAAAGUAUAACGAAAUCGCUUUCACCCCUGAUAAAAAUAAGGAGACGGCCUGUCUUGACUCUUGUCCAGCAGUGAAUUGUAAGCCCCCGCAAUCAGCAUAUGAGGAGAGAGGCGUCUGCGACAAGGAAAAAUGCGUUUGCGCUGGCCAGAAAGACAAAACGGAAGCAGAAUACAAAUACCAACACCCCGCACAGGAUGAUGGACGCGAACCGAAAUCGGGAGAAGAGUUAGUCUGUCUUGACUCUUGUCCAGGAGGGACUUUUAAGCCCCCGAAAUCCGCAUAUGACGAAGGGGUUCCAAUUUCCACAACUGAUAAAAUAGCUGAGAGGGGCGAAGCCGUUUCCCACAAGGAAAAAUGCCCUUGCGUUACCCAGGAAGUCCAAACUGAUGAUGAAUUCGUCAAGAAAGAGACGAGGCUGACUCAAACGGAUCUGAAGUUGCAAGAGGAGCAACUCACCCAAACUGACCCCCAAGGGAGUCAACACGAGGGACCUGCGCAGACCGACAUGGGCGGCAGUCGCCUCGAUAUGCUCACCAAAAACGAUCUCCAGGGAAGUCAACAAGAGAGCGUUCCAAUUUCCACACCUGAUGAAACAGGUGAGAGGGGCAGAGCAGUGUGCCAGAAGGAAAAAUGCGCUUGCGUUUCCCAGGAAGCCCAAACGGAUGGAGAAUACACCAACGAACGCCCCGUACAGGAUGAUGGGCGUGACCCGAGAGCUGAACAAAAGGGACUUCUUGACUCUUGUCCACGAGUGACUGGAAAGACCCCACAAUCAGCAUAUGACGAUGAAGUUUCAAUUUCCACCUCUGAUAAAAGAGUUGAGAGGAGCAAAGCCGUGUGCCGCAACAAAAAAUGCACUUCCGCUGCUCAGGAAUUUCAACCGGAUGGAGAGUACACAUACCAACGCCCCGCACAGGACGAUGGACGUGACCCGAGAGCUGGACAAAAGGGAGUCUGUGCUGACUCUUGUCCAGGAGUGACUGGAAAGCCCCCGGAAUCAGCAUAUGAUGAAAGGGAUCAAAUGUCCACCUCUGAUAAAAGAGCUGAGAGGGGCAAAGCCGUGUGCAGCAACAAAAAAUGCGCUUGCCUUCUCAAGGAAGUACUAGGUGAUGGAAAAUUCACAGGCCAACUCCCCGCUCAGGAAGAUAGAAGUGAAUCGAGAUCUGGACAAAAGGGAGGAGUUCCAGGAGUGACUGGAAAACCCCCGCAAUCAGCAUAUGACGAUCAAGUUUCAAUUUUCACACCUGAUAAAACAGUUGAGAGGGACAGAGCUGUGUGCCAGAAGAAGAAAUGCGGUUGCGUUGCCCAGGAAUUUCAAACAGACGGAGAAUACACUAACCAACGCCCUGCACAGGAUAAUGGGCGUGACCCGAGGGCUGAACAAAAGGGAGUCUUUCUUGACUCUUGUCCAAGAGUGACUGGAAAGUCCCCGCAAUCAGCAUAUGAUGAUGAAGUUUCAAUUUCCACCUCUGAUAAAAGAGUUGAGAGGAGCAAAGUCGUGUGCCGCAACAAAAAAUGCACUUCCGCUGCUCAGGAAUUUCAACCGGAUGGAGAAUACACAUACCAACGCCCCGCACAGGAUGAUGGACGUGAUCCGAGAGCUGGACAAAAGAGAGUCUGUGUUGACUCUUGUCCAGGAGUGACUGGAAAGCCUUCGCAAUCAGCAUAUGACGAUCAAGUUUCAAUAUCCACCUCUGAUAAAAGAGUUGAGAGGAGCAAAGCCGUGUGCCACAACAAAAAAUGCACUUCCGCUGCUCAGGAAUUUCAACCGGAUGGAGAAUACACAUACCAACGCCCCGCACAGGAUGAUGGACGUGAUCCGAGAGCUGGACAAAAGAGAGUCUGUGUUGACUCUUGUCCAGGAGUGACGGGAAUGCCUUCGCAAUCAGCAUAUGACGAUGAAGUUUUAAUUUCCACCUCUGAUAAAAGAGUUGAGAGGAGCAAAGUCGUGUGCCGCAACAAAAAAUGCACUUCCGCUGCUCAGGAAUUUCAACCGGAUGGAGAGUACACAUACCAACGCCCCGCACAGGAUGAUGGACGUGAUCCGAGAGCUGGACAAAAGAGAGUUUGUGUUGACUCUUGUCCAGGAGUGACUGGAAAGCCUUCGCAAUCAGCAUAUGACGAUCAAGUUUCAAUAUCCACCUCUGAUAAAAGAGUUGAGAGGAGCAAAGCCGUGUACCACAACAAAAAAUGCACUUCCGCUGCUCAGGAAUUUCAACCGGAUGGAGAAUACACAUACCAACGCCCCGCACAGGAUGAUGGACGUGAUCCGAGAGCUGGACAAAAGAGAGUCUGUGUUGACUCUUGUCCAGGAGUGACUGGAAAGCCUUCGCAAUCAGCAUAUGACGAUCAAGUUUCAAUAUCCACCUCUGAUAAAAGAGUUGAGAGGAGCAAAGCCGUGUGCCACAACAAAAAAUGCACUUCCGCUGCUCAGGAAUUUCAACCGGAUGGAGAAUACACAUACCAACGCCCCGCACUGGAUGAUGGACGUGAUCCGAGAGCUGGACAAAAGAGAGUCUGUGUUGACUCUUGUCCAGGAGUGACUGGAAAGCCUUUGCAAUCAGCAUAUGACGAUCAAGUUUCAAUAUCCACCUCUGAUAAAAGAGUUGAGAGGAGCAAAGCCGUGUGCCACAACAAAAAAUGCACUUCCGCUGCUCAGGAAUUUCAACCGGAUGGAGAAAACACAUACCAACGCCCCGCACAGGAUGAUGGACGUGAUCCGAGAGCUGGACAAAAGAGAGUCUGUGUUGACUCUUGUCCAGCAGGGACUUGUAAGCCCCUGCAAUCAGCAUAUGACGAAAGGGAUCAAAUUUCCACCUCUAAUAAAAGAGUUGAGAAGGACAGGGUGCGUCGCAACCUGAAAUGCGAUUGCCGUGCCCAGGAAGUCCAAAAUGAUGAAGAAUUAUCCAAGAAAGUGACGAGGUUGACUCAAACGGAUCUGAAAGCGCUAGAGGAACAAGUUACGCAAACUGACCCGCAGGGGAGUCAACAAGAGACAGUCCCCCAAACCGAUGUCCAGGGAAGUCAACACGACGGAAUUACCCAAGCCGAUCUCCAGGGGAGCCAACACGAGAGGCUCGACCAAAACGACCUCCAGGAAAACCAAUACGAAGGACUCGUCCAAACAGAGCCGGAAAUCAACCAUGAAAUCGGCAGCGGUAAAUCGGCUAUAUCGGGCGUGGCCGUCAGUAAAGCGGAACAAUUUUCGACAUGGUCGCCAAAUGAUGACAAAGAUGUCCAAGAUGUCCAAACUGCAUCGCAGAAAGAGAAGAAGCAAAAUCAGCGUCAAGACUCACCAUCAGCUUUAUCAAGGAAAAUUUAUAGUGCUCAAUCCCCUUCUUCGCAAAAAUAUAUGAAAUAUAUUAGUCGAGGAUCCCUAACAGAGCAAUCUGAACAAGAUGCAGAUGCAGAACACCGUAGCAACAGUCGCCGCUAUCCGGCUAAGCAGUGCCAGUGUAAGCCAGUGUCCUCCGGCCCCAGCCAACAAACGCAGGUCCUCGAGGAACCCAAAGAGCAACAGUACCUAGUUGACGACGAAGACAUUCCAGUUGGUACAGCGUGUCCCUUAAAAAAGUCGUCGCCAUUCUGUGAUCCAUUGCCUCCGGCGGCUAAGUGUGACCUUCAUCCAGCGGGAUGUUACUGUGACACCAACCAACCAAAGGUCGAGAAGCCAAAAACUUCCGGUAGAGUCAAGCAUACAGAGCGAUCUAGGAAGUCGUCGCCCACGAAUAACAAAUCCCAACAGAAAGGGCCCGACAAUACCAAGCAGUAUCAACAAUACGAGUCCACGUAUCAGUACAGCUACGGGCGCUCUGAGGAUGCAGAAAAUGUAGACAGCAGUGGUACUGGUACCACCAGUAAUAAUAUGGAUAAUGAACCGUCUAAGGUUCUCAACAAGAAGCAUGUUCAGGCACAUGGCUGUGACACUGAUUGCAGUGGGCGUAGUCUCUCCGGAUGCAACAUCUCCAUAGACAGCUACCUUGGGCCACAGGCAACGUCCUCGCGUCGUAUAAAUUAUCAGUACUCAAAUGGCAGCACAUAUAAUCCGCCCAACCAAUCUCUAGUUCCAAGACUCCCAGCACUGUGUCAGUUGUCUGGCGCCUUCAACUGUGCCACAGCCGAUAAUGAUGCGUGUAAGCAAGUGGUGCCGAUUUAUGUCUGCGAGAAGCGUACACGCUCUGUCACCUUCGAGGAUGAGUGCGGGAAAGUGCGGGCGAUGCGCAAUAUUGCGGACAAUAUUCGAAGCAGAAUUGACUGGGAGCGGAUCGUAAAGACACGUAUGAGCCAGUCGGAUUGCGAUACCGACAGCACCAGUCAGUCGAACGCUGCCUUCGGAAGAAUGUAUUCCACCGAAGACAACAACGGCGGAUACUCUUGCCGAUCCAGCAAUUCUGCCGCCACCGAGAUUACCUGCAUGGGGUCAGAAUACCAGACUGUAUACGGGGAAGACUUCAGCAACAACGAGGAUGAUUUCGGGUUGCCGCAAUUCGCACACUGCCCCUGCUUGCUCAGAACCUACGUCAGCCUGGCCUCCAUCUGCACGAACGACAGCCGAUCCAUUCUGCAGGAGGACGAGGAGCAGAAGGAGUAACGUUAGCACAAAUUUUAAUUUCGUUUUUACAAUUUUUAUUAUACAACUUCGAGAGCCUCUAAGAACAUAAAAUUUGAGUUAAAAUGAAA